Molecule: messenger RNA, 1861 nt
Organism: Coregonus clupeaformis (lake whitefish)
Lineage: Eukaryota; Metazoa; Chordata; Actinopteri; Salmoniformes; Salmonidae
Product: mitochondria-eating protein
Exons: 12
Coding region: 298-1770 (490 amino acids)
Biological process (GO): mitochondrial protein catabolic process; mitophagy by internal vacuole formation
Cellular component (GO): mitochondrial outer membrane
Source: RefSeq, a predicted model, not a curated record
AAGCAGCACCGUGUGUGGGCUAUCCUCCUCUCUCUCGGGAAUAACCAGACUAUUCAUGAAAACAAUGCAAGCUUUAGCAAACGUUCUCACUCUGUAUUCUGAGUAAAAAGCGUUGCCACAACUGAGGUGGCGCUUGCCACCCAUUGUAACGAAGGUGGACAAAACGUCAAGGGCAAGAAUUUUUACAGCUGGUAUAAAAAUGGAGCCCGCGCCUGUCAAGUGGCGCUCUCGCCCAAGAUAAAAUCCCACGGUUGCCCAAGAGCGUUAAACCUUUCAGGAUUAGGGAGGGGAGCAGACAUGGCCGACUCGCUAAGGAGGCUGGUGAACACAUCUUCCCUCAGCGUUAUGCAGGACAAACUUGAGUGCUGGUACAAGGACUACCAUGUCAUCUCCUGUGACCAGAAUCUGAACAGGUGCUGUGAGUUGGUGGAGCUCACCUCCAAGAUACAGGGACAACUCUUCACCAUCCUCAACCUCACUGCUAGAGAGGGUGGUCACUAUGCGGGAGUGGACGUGCUCAAAUCACGUCUGCUGCCAUGGCUGGGGACCUGCUUCUCCAUGGCAACCUCCUCUGUCACCAAUGACACAAGCCUCAACCUCAUUCAGGAGUCUGUGGAGAAGGAAAGGAAGAUCAGGGAGCUGUCUGCCUCCCAUGAGAACGACAUGCAGAAGAUGGAGACUCAGCUGUGCUCCACUCGCCUGCAGCUGGAGUCUAUCAAACAGGAACUGGCGGAUACUCAUCUGCAACUGGAUGACACCAAAAACAUGUCAGCCACAACUCUGCUGGCCACAGAGGAUGAGAUACUACAGCUGAAAGCAGAAUUGCGUGCGGCCUGUGACCAGGUGGAGACCUACAAGAGGAAGCUGAAUAUUCUGGAUGACUAUGAGAGGCAGGGGCGUCUGCUGAGGGAUGAGGUGUCUUUCCUUACAGCAGAGAAGAGCAUGCUGCAAGAGAGGUUGGUGAGGAGUCGUUCCCCCAGCCCCCUGCCCAGACGUCGCCACCACUCCAGCCCCCUGAGGAGUGAGUCUCCCACCCGGGCCCAGCUCACCAACUCGUCCCGCCACGCACGACUUGUGUCCCGCUUCAGUGACCUGUAUGCUGUGGAGCGCCUGGAGGCCCAGAGCCUGCUAAGACAAUACAUAGACGACCCGGAGAUGGUCCAGAUAAUCAUCUUCAUUGCCACUGUGGAGGCCUUCCAGGCAGCCAAGCUGGCCUACCGCCAGUUCAAGCUGCGUGUGAGGAAGACCCUGUCUCCCUCCCACCUGGGGCCAGAGAUCCUGGAGGACUCAGUGGUGGACUACAUCGUCAGGAACCUGGACCUCUACGACGUGCAGGCCAGCAUUAAUGAUGUGAUCAACGCCAUGAAUGUGAACCCACGGAUCUCCUUCCCUCCAGAGGUGGACUUUGUCCUAAUCAGCAGUUUCAUCAGGGAGACAUGCAGAGUGGCGUUUGCAAUGCAGACACUGGACCCUCCUCUGGACUUGGCCUUUACCAGCGACCGAGAACUCUACAGCGACAACAAGUAUCGUCGUAGCUAUGACUCUGAGUUUACUGCUCCUCUGGUGGUGUACCAUGUGUGGCCAGCGCUGGUGGAGGGGGACUGUGUCAUAGUGAAGGGAGAGGCCGUCACCAGGAGAGGAGCUCUGUGGCGGAGCAGAAGCAGGAGCUACAGUCCUGUUCGUUCUCACUCUGGCAGCCCCACACGCACUCUCGCCUUUAGCCACAGCAGAAGCCCCUCUCCUGGACGUCUCUCAGCCAGUCGCCUCUAAACCCUGACUGACCACUGAUCUAUGAAAAGGAAAAGAGAACACUCUACACAUCUAUUUCAUGUUUGCAACAAAGUCUGAUUUUGAACUUUAA